AUCGCUAGAAGGAAAAUUCGUCUUCCUUAUGAAAAAAUGUCUGUCGAGUGGCUUCACUUUGUUUUCAUUGUUCUAAAUAUGAAUGUGCAUGUUCUUGGUACACCUGAAAAACGAGGAACUAAUUGCUCAUGUGUGAACUUCACUUGGGAAACAUUCAAUUUCAGUUUUCUUCCUGAAGGUGAAAAGAAUUGGAAAGAGCGCAUCUGCCGUCACAUAACUAAGGGUCUUGAAGCCGAAAAUGUGUCACUACUUACAGAGAAUGCCACUUGCAAGUGGGCGAUAAAUGUUUCGUUUCCUGUGAUCGGUACUUGUCCCAACUUGACAUUGAAAGAACUUCCCCAUCCCGUUCUGGUUAAGAAACAAAUUUCCUCAAACACAGCGAAAGACGUUUUAACUGCUCUCAGUCAGACAUGGAAACUACUUACCUUUUGCCUUCUGGUUGCUGUCCUGUCAGGAAUAAUUGUUUGGUUUUUGGUAUGUUUGCAAAAAAUUCUUCUACUCUUAUACCUCUCGAUCUUUUUAAAAACCAAGAGUAAUAUGAUAUUAUUCAAUAGUUAAAUAAAAGGAUACAAUUUAAUUGCCGGAGGAGAGCGAUCACUCGGCCUUACUACAUGUUUAUUUAUCUAUUCAUUUGUACAAAACGCUUAAUUAGUAACUUUUUAGCGUAUAAAUUUGCAAGUACUAAAUUUAGUCAUAUAACACUUUAUGUUGUUAAAUUUACGGGUUCCACGGUUUUUUGCUCAGUUAAGGCGAAGAAACUGAAAAUUAAAAAACAUAAAAACUGUGCACUCAGGUAAUUCUUUACCGUAUUUAAUAGCAACAUCUGAGGGUGUUACUGUAGAAGCAAUCCAUCGCAAAAUAUAAACCUUAAAAAUUUUCAGCCAGAUAACGAUUAAGGUUUUUUAUUCAUUAUAGGAUCACAAAACAAACUCCGGACACUUCCCAAAGUCGUUUAAGCACGGAAUGCAAGAAGGCUUAUGGUGGGCCAUUGUUACCAUGACAACCACAGGGUAGGGACAUACUAUACUUAACAGUUAAUGUGCACACCUGCGAAUGGAGUUGACAGUAGCGUUUAGCGAAUACGCACGGCAUUAAUUUUGAACAACAACAACAACAUAAACAACUUUCAAUUCUUUCUUUAUAAGAAAGUUUACAUAAGGCUAGGCGGUAUAUUAUAAUUGGCUUUCGCUCAAUUGCCAUUAUUUGAAAGGUUCCCAAUCUAGAUUAUAUUAUCACAGAGCCUUCCUGGUAUCCUCCAGUUAGCUAUUAAGGAGUACAAGAUACGGUCACUGUGGACUACCAUGGCUCUUGGGACUAUAGACUAUAGUAAUACACGGCGGAGACCUGGUUCGAGAUUUACUGCGCAUGCUCGUUAGCACAUGGGUCUCGUGGUCCGUCGUCUGGUCGCACGCUACGGGAGAGUAGUCGAGGAGAUUCGCGUAGUGAGGACCAUGUAAGUAUAUUUUUCAACCGAUUUUCAACCUUUUAAACGUUGCUUUUAUGUUGAACAGUCUUUAGGCAAUUAAACUUGAGCGGAAAAGAGGUAAAAAGCGCAUUUGUUUGCCUGUUUCUGGUUCUGAUCACUGACGCCCUUCGAAUUCUGUUUUACUGCAACAGUGUGUUUACAGCAGAUCAGGAUGUCAACAGGAGAUAAAAGCAGGUAGUUCACUAUUCGUUAUUCAACCACCGAGUGAAAUUCUUGUGAAACAGUGUAGAGCAAACAACAGCAACACGCGGGAACGUAGAAAGUAAUUUUGCAAUUGUGUCUAAAUCAAAAUGAGUGUUUCAAACGGACAGAGAGACCGAAGAAACAAAAUUAGAAGUGGCUCACAAAGAUGAUCUUGCUAUUGAGGAUUCUAAUCAUGGAGAUAUUGACGAUAAAGAUUUGAAGGGAUUGCCUGUUGAUGGUGUAGAGGAUCGUGCUUCACGUUUACAUCUGAAGUCAGCUUCCAACACUCAUACUGCUGUUGAUGAUAAACGUUGCGUUGGUUAAGAAUCCUCAACCGUUCUAGAAGUUGAAGAAGGCGAUGACAAUAGAGAAAUUAAGCCAAAUGUAAAACUGGAGACAAGAAAACCUCGAGGUGAAAAUACGAUGCGCACUCCGCCUGCCACAGUGAACCCAGGUGAGCCACAAGUCAAGCUAGAUCAAUUUUUUGAGAAAAUGCUUUCAGUGUUCACCAAAAUUGUCAAACCAAGUGCGCCAAAAUUUAGCGAAGAUCCACUCGAGUACUCGAGGCUUAAUACAGCACUUAAAGUGGAAGUUGACAAAAAAGAGGUUAAAUACGCUACAGAGAAGCGUAAAUCUCUGUUAGAUGUUCAGGAAGAAAGUGCAAAGUCCUGUUUGGUAAAAUUCAUGCCAGGUUCUGAUAAAUAUAAGAAGACAUGGGCAUUGGUCGCGUGGACACUGUUGUGUCCGCAGCUAAAAGGCGUGUAGAUCAAUUCCCAAUCAUAGUGAAAGAAAAUAGUUAGCAGAUGAGGCAUUAUCAAGAAAUGGUGUCGGAGUUAAUGGGCGUGUAUAGGGAACACAACUUUGUUCAUGAAUUAAAUUCGCAGAUAUCUGAAGCAAACGUUGCUAAGGUUCCUGUUCGUCUUUGCGGUAGAUGGGCUAAGUCUGUGGAAGGAAAAUCGAAACGGUCUACCUGGGAGUCGUUUGCGAAUUGGCUAGAAAAAGAAGCGAAAAUAUACGAGUCAAAGCAGAGGUGGAUGCUGGAGAAGCCAGAACGGAAAAGGUUUGAUUCGACUAGGGGUGAUUUACCUAAAAGUGGUUCACGUAGGUCUGCUGGCAAUCCGGGGCCAGGCCUUUUUGCGGGAACAACACAAGAGGCUCUCUCAGGUGAUGAAAAAUUGACAAAGAAGUGUCCAGUUCAUAACUCGACAAGUCAUAAGUUACAGGAGUGUAAGAAGUUUAAGGAACUGCCCACUCUUAAGAAAGAGAAACUCGUUGAGGAACAUAAACUUUGCCUGUCUUUUCUGUUACCAGGCCAUCGGCUGAACAAAUGCAAUACUAAGAAUGGAUGCAAAGGUGAGGGCUUUGCAUGCGUCACCAUACUCUAGUUCAUGAGGUUGACUUGAACAUUAUUGAACGAUCAAGAGCGAGAAAAGCAGAACAACUGGCAGUUAGUGAAGGAGCCCAGAAAUCUUUUGCUCCGGAGGGUGAUAACAAACCUCUAAAUCCGUCAGAGAAAUCGUGGGAGCAGUUUCAUCACUCGGUGAGUUUAGGCUGAGAGGUUGGCAGUCGUGCGUUGGUUAAGGUGCUGCCUGUAGUUCUGUUCUCAUAGAAAGGCGAGCAACAAGUUAUGGUGUUACGUGACUCAGGAUGUAACACAACACUUAUGGAAUGAAGAAUUGGUUCAGUCACUUGGUCUUAAGGUGUUAAUGCAGAGAAGGCGUUGACCUCGCGACACAUAAAGAACUGCCGUAUUGCUAGAGUUGGAAGAGAAGGGGUGAAGUACGUUGAGAGAUGUGAAAAAGUUUCCUAACCUACGUGGUCCGGAUCAGAAGAUAAAGUGGUCGGCAAUUAAACAGAACUUUAGCCACCUGAAAGACUUGGACUUGAAGGACACGGACACGGGUCCAGUGCGACUGAUAAUAGGAAGCAACAACUCAGAUUUGAUUCUACCAAUGCAGAUUGUGAAACCUUCAGGAUAGUCACAUGCUGACAAAGUACCAUACGCAGGCAAGACACCUCUCGGUUGGGCAGUCACUAACUGGUUACCCGGUGAACAAAAAGUGGCAUCACCGUACAAUGCGUUUAAAGUGUAUGAAACAAGUGCAGGAGAAGAAGAGGAGUUGCAGCGGUUGUUACUGCUCAGUCGGAGGUAGUAGAGCCAUCAGGUGUGGUGAGGCUAGCAGAACCUGUGAGUUCAGUUGAGGACAGACGCGCGUUAGCAGUAAUGGAGCAGACGACUAAGAAAUUGGAGAGUGAAGACGCUUAUGUGUCAGGGCUGCUUUGGCGCGAAGAAGACCCAUCGCUUCCUUAUAACUAUGAUAUGGCUGCGCGAAGGCUUGAGUCGUUAGAGAAGAAGUUUAAAAAUAAUCCCGAAGUCAAUCCAGGAUGACAUUGAGAAGGGUUACGUGAGAAAACUAAAUAAAGAGAAAGUAUCGCUGACAGCAAAGUGAAUUGGUAGUUACCGCUCCGUUUCGUCACUCCCAAGAAACCUGAUCGUCUCAGGAGAGUGUAUGAUGCAUCAGCGAAAUUCAGGUGUCAAAGGCUAAAUGAUAAAAUGUACAGAGGACCAGACUACUUGUCGUCGUUGUUUGGUGUUUUGCUUAGAUUUUGCGAACUGAAGGAAGAAUAGCGUUAGCGGCAGACGUGAGAGAAAUGUACCACAUGUUGCGUUUACCUGAGAUUGAUCAGCCAGCCAUGAGGUUCCUUUGGAGGGAAUCGCCGAACGAAGAACAAAGUGGUUAUAAGUUUGAGAGAACAGUUUUUGGAAAAGUGUCGGCCCCAUCUCGGCCUAACUAAACGAUGAGGCGUAAUGCAGAGGUUCCUUUGGAGGUUCCUUUACAGGGAAUCGCCGAACGAAGAACCAAGUGGUUAUCAGUUUGAUAGAACAGUUUAGGAGAAGUGUCGGCGCCAUCUAGGGCUAACUACACGAUGAGGCGUAAUGCAGAUGAGAACAGGGUAGAUCUGCCCCUCGGCGUCAAGGCUGUUUACAAGCAUUUUGACAUGGAUGACGAUCUACCGUCUACUGACUUGCGAGAAGCUAUUGAAAUGCGGAAGCAGAUGACAGAGUUAUUGCGCCGUGAAAGUUUCAAAUUACACAAGUGGCUAACAAUCUUAAGCGAAGCGUUCUCUGUUUGGGACCCUCGAGUACUUCUCCUCCCGUUUUCAAUCAGAAGCAAGAUUAUCCUUCAAAAUCUGAAUCGCUCAUAGUAUGGGUGGGAUGAUGGGUUGAAAGACGCUGAUCUUCGUGGGUGGUGCGAAUGGUUUAAAGAACCAGAGCUGCUUGAAACUGUGCAAAUUCUGAGGACACUAUUCAGCCGAAACGAGCUAUUUCGAGAAACUAUCCUGAAUGUGUUUUUUGACGCGAGCCGAGAUGCUUACGGAGCGAGUGCGCACCGUAGACGAGAGUUUGAAGAUAAUGUAGUUGAAUGCAGACUAGUCGCUGGGAAUGGUCGAGUUGUGCCACUAAGGGCACGUAAAUCCGUAAGUUAUCUAUCUUGUCGAAAACAAUUUGUGCAAUAUAAUGGUUACAACUCUUCAUCAUUAGAUAUCACUUGCGGAGUCCCUCAGGGAUCUAUCUUAGGUCCCCUGUUAUUCUUAGUAUAUAUAAAUGAUCUAUGUAAUGUGUCAAAGGUCUUAGAGCUGAUACUAUUUGCUGAUGACACUAAUAUCUUCUAUUCGCAUACUGAUGCUUCCUAUCUUAUGGAAGUUGUAAAUUUAGAAUUGAAAAAGAUAACGUGUUGGUUUUAUACAAAUAAGCUAUCUAUUAAUGUUAAGAAAUCUAAUUUUAUCAUAUUCAGACCGAGACAAAACAGGCAAACACUUGAUUUAGCUUUUAAUAUUAGUAAUUAUUCGAUUGACCGUGUUAAGGAAGCUACUUUUCUUGGUGUAAUUUUGGAUGAACAUUUAACAUGGAAAUCACAUAUACAUAAUGUUGCUAGGAAAGUGUCUAAAGCCAUAGGUAUAAUUUAUAAAUCAAGUUUUUGCCUUAAUAAUUCCUCCUUACGGAUGCUUUAUUUUAGCCUUAUCUACCCAUACUUAUUCUACUGCGUGAGCGUCUGGGCAUCGACCUACCCAUCAAACCUCAGAAGAUUAAUCACACUUCAAAAACGGGUCGUAAGAAUAAUGUCGAGGAGUGCUUUCGAUGCUCACACUGACCCCUUAUUUAAAAAUUUAAAAAUUCUGAAUCUUGAGAGUAUCUACAAACUUCAAAUAGGAAAAUUUAUGUAUCAAUACAGAUCUGGCUUACUUCCUUAUAGCUUCAAUAACAUGUUUCUGGUGACACGCCAGGUGCAUUCUUAUGGCACUAGAAGUUCGGAGCAUUUUUAUUUACCACAAUGCAGGACUAAUAUAAGAAAGUUCUCCAUCAGUUUCCAAGGUCCUAAAUUUUUUAACUCUCUUAGUUUUGAAAUUCGAAAUGCAACAAGUACCGCUUCCUUUUGCUGUAAGCUGAAAGCAUUCCUCUUAUCAUAAAAAGUAAUUUAUAUAUAUAUAUAUAUAUAUAUAUAUAUGUAUUUUUUUUCUUCCUUUGCUCUUUUAUUUGCUCUUGUUUUGUUUUGUUUUGUUUUUUUUCUUUUUGUCAUUUCGCUUUUUUCAGCCUAGAACUAUGAUUAGUACGACUAUCUAAUAUACUUAUUUUAAGAUUUACUGUAGCUCUGCCAUUGAUUUUCCCGUGUGUAAUUAUGAUAAUAUUUUGUUCUAAUUAUCUGACUGAGGGAGCCCAUUCCUUAUAAGCCCGGUGGCUUCUCUUGGGCUUCCUCGCCAUGAGAGUUAAGGUAAUUAGAUUUUAUUUGAUUUGUAUAAUUUUUGGCAAACAAAACAAUAAACAAUAAACAGUAGACUUGAAGUAAUGGGAGCUCUUAUUGCUGCCCGUUUAGCUGAAACACUGGCAGCGCUAGCACAGUUAAUGACAAAGAUAGAGAAGAUAACCUUCUGGAGUGAUUCUACCACCGUUCUUCACAGGCGUUCGUGGGAAAUCGAGUAUCCGAGACACACACAAUCAUGAGCAACCUAGAGACUACACUAGGGGCGGGUACGGUGAGUUGGAGAUACACGCCGACAUUUGAUAAUCCGGCAAAUGAUAUUACCCGGGAACUCCACCCUGUAGGACUAUACGUGAAGCAUCCCUACAGCGCUUGGUUGGAGUUCCUUUACAAAGCAGCCGAGUUCUGGCCAGAAAACAAAGUUGAAGUGCACCUGGAAGAAGACAAGAGAGAAACGAAAACGCUAAGAUGGGUCGGAGUUUCCCAGGAAAUUGAGCCUGUGUUGGGUUGGAAAAGAUAUUCGUCCCUCGCGAAACUAACAAGAGUGCUGGCGUACGAGGUGCGAUUUGCAAGGAAUAGACGAGUAAAGAAGGAACUGCGUCAGACGGGGCCAGUGACAGCAACAGACUUAAGAGCUGCUCAGAACCAGCCAGUGAAGGGAGCGCAAGUAGAGUCUUUUGGCGAGGAGAUAAGGUACCUGGAAAAUGGUCAGGGGGUUCAUAAGCGGAGAAGAAUCAAGUCUCUUGAUCCGAGAAUGGAGGGUGGAUUUCUAGUAGUCGGUGGAAGGUUGCAAAAGGAACAAGCCCUCCCUUGCAAGACACGACAUCCGAAGAUAAUUGACUCACAUCAUGAGCUUGCGCAGCUGAUCAUUGAGGACAUUCAUUGUACCUACCACAGUCCACCAACCGAAAAUUUGGUGAAUCAAAUUAGACAGGACUAUUGGAUCAUCCAUUGUCGUUAAGCUGUGAGGAGCGUGAAAUUUAAGUGCAAUUACUGUUAUCGUCAGACAGUUAGACCUCAGGAGCAGCAAAUGGGAAACCUACCUGAGUGUAGACGUGAACCUGGAAUGGUAUUCAGGAACACUGGGGUUGAUUUUUUUUGGUCCUGUGAUAAUUAAGAAGAGACGCAGUGAAGUUUAAGUGUACGGUUGUUUGUUUGUUUGCAUGGUUAAACUAGAGCUUGCCAUCUUGAACUGGUGGACGAUCUAUCAACGGAUUAUUUCAUUAUGGCUUUGAAAAGGUUCAUUGCGAAUAUACAGCGAUAAUGGAACUAAGUUUGUAGGUGCCAAUAAUGCGCUGUUGAAAUUUCUAAGACAACUGAAUGAAGAGAAAGUACAAAACUUUUGUGAACCAAAGGAGAUUGAGUAGAAUUUCCAACCACCAAGGGCACCCCACUUCGGUGGCGCGUGGGAGAGGUUAGUGCAGUGUGCAAAGAAAACCUUGAAGUCUGUGCUGCAAAACAGGAUCGUUGCUAAAGAAGCUUUUAGAACAGCUCUGGUCGAAGCAGAUGGUGUACUAAACAGUCGCCCCAUCACGCAUGUCUCAAACGAUGCGGGUGAUAUAGAAGCGCUGAAGCCAAAUCAUUUUCUGCUUCUGCGAGCAAAUUCGAGUAAUGAAGAGGCUGAAGUUAGUGAGAGAGAGAUAAACGUAACGAAAUUAAGGCGACAGUCUCAAGCGCUUGUCAACACUUCUUUUGGAAGCGCUUAAACAAGGAGCAUAUGCCUAGUGUUACAGAGAGGAAGAAGUGGAGAGAGAAGAGAAAGAAUCUGAAGGAAGGAGGCGUAGUGCUUGUUGAAGAACCGAACCAGCCACGAGGAAUGUGGCCUUCGGGUAGGAUUGUGUCUACUCCGGCCUGUAUGGGAUGGGAUGGUCCGAGCAGUCACGGUGCGUAGUCAAUACGGAGAGUACAAGAGACCAAUCACAAAAAUGUGUUUCUAGAGGAAGGGAAGACCUAUUGUAGGUCUAGAAACUGUAAAUCGACUUGACUUUGUGUCGCAACGAGGGGCGGGAAUGUGCCUUAGCUUCCGGUUUUAGGCCCGAUUUUGAGUGACAAUUAAAUGAACACGUGACAAUGAGGAAUGAACACACGUGUUUUGAGUCUUUCGCAUUAAGAACAGUUGAGUAAAUUUUUCUGUGUUUUAUGGUGUCGACUCCUCGACAGGGAAAUUAAUGGAGAACUAUGAUGAAUCGAAAUCUGAUACCAUGACGAAAUUGGGAGUGUUAUGUUUUACUUUGGAUUUAAAAGUAAUGUUUUUUGAAUUUAAACUUGUUUCCCAAAAUAAAAUAAUUUACUGUCUGGAGACAGCAGCCUAAGGACAGCUUUUUAUGUUGUGAUCAGCAGGUUAUAAAACAUAGCCAGUAUGCAGUUUUAUAGCAAGAAAAUAUUUUUGAUGUUACGUAUUAAUUUUAUAAAAUAUCUUCCUUUUAUAAUGGGCCGUUUCGUUGGAAUGAAGCAAAAAAUACUCGUUAGCGACAUUCCUCGGGUUCAGCGUAGUGUGCGAGAACAAGUUAAUAAGCUGUUAAAAGACUACAAAAACAAGAAAAACAAGGACGAACAAGCAAGUGGGAUCAAGCCUGAUCCACCAACAGAAAACGAAACAUUGCUUGAGUAGCGUUCAAUGAAAGUUGUGUCCGAUAGCCCGGGGCUAGUGGAUUUUGCAAUCAGGCUAUUGAAUUCUGUUCUUAACUUGCCCGAAGGGCAAGUGAAGUUUUUUGGGAAAUUCAAAUUAUGAAAAACAUUUUUGGGCUAGUUAAAAAGACUCUUGGGCUAGUCAUACUAGCAGCAACUUGCCCGAAUAGUAAGCCGUAAAACUGACUUUCUUUUCACCCUGUUGAGGAAAUAGUUGACACCAUGGAGUCAUUCAACAACACUUCGCGUAGGAAAUGCAAACGACAAAAACGAUGACCAGAAGAGGAACGAUGCACUUGCAUGUAGAGAUAAACCCAUGACUACAUGGGCGAAGGCUAGAACAAGUAGUGAAGCCUCUGCAACUUCAGGCUGAGCAGCAAAAAGAGCAAUUCAAAGUGAAACAAGAGCGGAUGAAGCAAAUGAUGCAAAGUCAAAUGAACACACAAAGCUUUAUUCUUGCUCUAGUACAAAAACGUACAAAGUGAUAACAUUUAAGAUUUUUUGUUGUUAGAGAGCUUGGUUAUUUUGCCAUCCCACACAUUCAAUUCAAAGGGGCGUUUUGCAGUUUUUGGAGUCUCUAAUAUGUUGCUUUGUUUCACAGCACCUUUAACAAACUGUUGCAUUUUUCUAUUAGUUAUCAGAAGAGUCCCCCAAAAUAAAUAAGCAUACGUGGUGAACUUUGUUUGGUAAAUUGUUGUAAGUAGAAACAAGGGAAAGGAUAACUUGUUUAUUGUUCAUGUUUUCCAUAAUACAGGAAUUUAAUAAUUUUUGCCAAAGUGGUCAUGAAAUUGUUAUUCCUUUGACAGUUUGGGUCCAUUAUCUUUUUCAUACAGGAAUUAAGUUAACAGUGAAUUGAAGUCACUGUAUUGGUUGAUAGUAAAGUUGUUGCACAUACCAUAGAUGAUUACCAUGGUUUACCAACUUCAGUGGAAAAUAAACUUCGUGUCAAUCAGAGUUUUCUGUGCCCUCCUUCACCGGUUCAGACCCCCUCCCUGACCCAACACCCGGCAAACAAAGACAACGCUGACCAGCGUUUUAAAAUUUGAUCAGUGCUUCAUAAGAACUUUAUAGGUUAUACUAAUUGGCCUCUUUGUCCUGGUUUCAAGAGAGCAUUUGUUUUAUUCUUUUUAAAGCCUUGCUGCUUUCUCUUUUAAAUUUCAUUUUGACAGACUGAAGACUCACCAGACACUAGCAAUGAACUUGUAUGAAAAAAAUAAAACCUGAAAUCCUGGAUUAGGUGUUUGAACAACCUAUUAUAUUUUGUCUGACUUGGCAUGGGCUCAGACAUUUCUACUUUAUAUACUAUGGUGCCAGUAGGCCAAAUUUUCUUGAACAAUUGGUGGAUCAAGUUGAAAAUGUGUUGAUGUUGUGUUACUAUAGAUGCAGGUGAGAAUAUUUCUAGACAGUGCCGAAACUAUAUACUGCUUUCCAAUUGCGCUUAAUCCUAACUUUACCUUUUUCUGGAAAUCUAUGAACUUGAAGGAGCUGGAGAUAUCGCCAAAUAGCCAUUUCACCGGGGUGUUACGAAAACUAAGACCCUCGAAAACUAAGACCUAAGACCUAAGACCCGUCUCAGUUUUCGAGAUUACGAAAACUACUGAAGAUCCCCUAAAAUCGACUCCGUCGAAAUAUGAAGUCAAAUUGUAACCGAAAUAGGUCUAAUCUAGCAAAUUAUCUUCUGUCCGAUUCUUUCCACCGAGUUUUAGGUCAAAUUUAACGGUAAAUUUAGGGGUCUUAGUUUUCUCAAUUUCGAAAACAAAGAUCCCCCUUAGUUUUCGUUAUUACGAAAACUAAGACCCCCUGCAAAACCAAUCCGUAAAAUAUAUAUGAAGCCGAAUUACGACCGUUCAAAGACUAUCCGUGAAACAACCAAAAACCUGAAAAACUAUCAUGUACGUGCUGACCAUCCGCUUCUUCUAAUAAUUUGCAGACCGUAUCAGUAUUUAGGCUUUAAAAAGAGGAUGAAAAGCCAUAAACUACCUUGUUACAAUUGUACCCUGAAAAUAUACCCCGCCGAUUGGUCUAUAAUUUUGAUUCUUUAAAAAUCGUAAAAUUGGCUUUCCACUGGAGAUGGAUUUUUGCCUUCAUGUCUCUGCGGCCGUGAUUGCAUUACCUAAAUAUCACCCAAGUGGUGUUUUGUUUUGAUCGUUUGUUUAUUUUAUUUUCUCUGAAAUUAAAAACGCAAAAUUUUCAAGAUGAUACUUUGCUAGUACGGGAAAUUCAUUCAUUUAUUAAUUUUAGCCAGUAUCCCUCACAGACUAUUUCUCCUUGCCCCCACCCUACCCCUCAACUACCCUGACAUUGUAACUUUUCGCUUGGUUUCCGGUGAUGUCCGGGGUGGCGUAUAGCAUAUACUCUUUUUUUUGCCCUUUUAAAGAAAGCAUUUUUCUGGCAAUGGCUUGGGCCUGGCCAGAAAAGGAAAAAAAAAAUUUUGUGUGAUGUUGAACCGAUAACGCCGUUGACCAUUAGUGCGACAAACGCAGACGGCAGACUUGCAGACUGGCAGGUAAACGAGGUAAACCUUGUUGUAGAAUGCUUCAACAGAUUCCCUAUCCCUCAAAGUUUAAGUCAUUUAAAACUCUAGUUUAGGAAUCUGUUGAAGCAUUUCACAACAAAUGUUUACCUCGUUUACCUGCCAGUCUGCAUUUGUCGCACACGGGAACGAAGUGGGUAAGAUGGGUCUCCAUAGAGACAUAGGACCUCCCCCCUUGGACUGUAAUCUUCUCUCAGUUUAAUAUGUUUGCGGUAGGCCAGCUUCUUUGAGCAUCCCUGCAUCGUGGCGCGCACCCUCCACCGGACCAUAACGAUUUGCUAUCAAACCUAUUGGCAGUGCUAUAGAUCGAAUUAUUAGCGCCUGAACACGCUCGUGCCCGUUGUAUACAAUGCGCUGUUUUUCUCCAGAGCGGCAUAUGGGGCGAACCGUGUCGUCAUUGAAACCAAAACAAUUGGUAAGUGGACUUCCUUGUCUUGUUAUAGCACGGGCGUAUUCUUGAAGGCAAUUAGGGGUGACAAAUGGCUGAUUCCAAGAGGUUAAACGAAACCCGUGUUCAUUAAAAACCCAAUCAAGUUCAGUGUUAGCCAUCAUGCACAGCUCUGGCACCGGACGUCCAAAAGUUGAAAUUAAAUCGAAAUAGCGGCAUGGGUAUGCUAAUUGUUUUAGCAGUAAACAAAGUCCUUCUAAGCCACUGCAAACUGUUCCCUGUGGGCACUUGAAACUCUCCGGAAUCCGCAAUGCGUUCAAUAAAAUCGGAAUAUCAUCCUUGGCCACUGUGAAGUGAGCUUCACACUCGCAAGAGUCGAACACAUCCAAACAGAAUGGAUCAAAAUUCCAGUCUGGAAAUGGGGGGAUUAACGGGUUGGUAAUAAUCGUAAAGAAUACUAAACUCUUCAUCAUCGAGAAAACCAUCGGCAUAAGCGAUUAAAAGGGUGUUCCUAACAUCUUGGAAAGACCUUUUCUUUUUCAAGUGCAGCCGCAGUCUAAGUCUUCGUUGUCACCAUCUUAACAUAAAACACCAGUCCAAUUUUCGCAGCCUUUUAGCAUAGUCGGCCCAUUCCACGCGUGGCUUGGACUCUCACGCCCAUAAGUAGUUCGUAGUCCGUAGUGACCGAAUGUUAAAGUCCCUAUUACCUGAGCACCACCGACUGAAGAUCUCGAUUAGAGCAUAUAUAGCUUUCGACGAAGGUUCGCUUGUUAAAACGUUCGCUUUUGUAACUCAGCAUAUGUUUUCUUUCCAGAUCAAUGAAAAUAUUAUUUCAUUAUAUACACACUCAGUGCUCUUUUUGAUUCAAGCAAUCUGAUUGGUUCGCUAUCUCGGAGUAUGACACUAUAUUCACCGCGCUAGGCGGUGAAUACAAAACAAAACAAGACGCUACGGAGCGUACACUUCGGCGUCGUGGUUGUCGAACCAAUUAACUGAAAAUGCGGAGGAAUUGUAAGAAAUCAAAUAUGGUAAGCGUAAGGUGUUAGCUUGUGACAUUAUGGGAUUUGUCAGCAUAUUUUGAAAAGAGCAACAUCCAAGAGGCCUACUUGCCAACAACUAGGAUUUCGGGACAAAUUAUCUCCGAGAUAUUAGCCCAGCUAUGCUCUGAUGACUCCAUACAAAUCCUUCUAAAAAAACAAUUCUCUAUUUUUCUUAGUCACAUCAGGCUUCAAAAAUAGCAUAGCAGUCUCAUGUACUGAUUAAAGAUAUGUAACGCAACGGUAAGGAGUCAGGGGCACCCAACGACAAUUUUCAGAAAAUAUCUGUCCGGAAGACGAUUUGAGAUCUAGAAUUUUCGGAACAUUUUUUCCAAAAUUUCUUGCUUGUCUGCCUCUCCUAGGAUUUUCGAAUAUCUAAAAAAUGGUAUAAUUGCCCAUUUUUAACUGAUUUUUACCCUAAAAGGGUCACCUACAAUUUUCGGGAGCCUUUUUUCUAGCUGAAAUUUUCGAAAAGGUAAGUUUUGAUCCCUAUAAUUUUCGAAUCACUAGACUUUCAGCUGGGAAAUCCGAACAGAUGAAAAAUUUUAGGGGAUAAAAAUAUGCCUAUAUCUACCGUUUUAAUACUAAAAUACGUUUAACAAUGCUAUGUUUAAGUAGUUUUGAACUAUAUUCUCGUUGGGUGCCCCUGAGGAGUCAAUUACGUUGAGCAUGGAAUUGGCUAAAACUCAAAGUCACGAGUUCGAAUGUUUUGAAGAUAAUUAUUCACUGACUAUCAGCACGUAGGAAUGUCGGAUUAACACAAGGAAGUUUAACACCAAAGGAACAUAGCCUUUAUAGAACUUUAAAACACAGCAUCCACCAACACAAACUUGACUUGAACUUUGAGUAAAACUAAACAGCCUCUACCAAUAAUAACAAACUGUCACUUGAACUUCAGAUAUCUUACGGCUUCCGCGAACUUGUAAACACAGAACCUGAAAAUCGACCUUCCUCACACUUGACUAAACACAGCAGUCCAGCUCGUGGGAAAAAACUUAGUUCGUCAAAAGAACUCGCUUGGAACUUAUACCGUUUGACAUAAGGUUCUAGAAAAUACUAAACAGGCGAAUAGUAGUAGCUUUUCGACAUAUUUUAUGAUUUCAGUAACUGAUGCAAAUCUGCUGACUCAUGCUGAAAUGUAAACAUACCCUAAUUAAUUAUUCAUGGAUAAUCCAAAAACGUAGAGAACGUUCGAGAAAGUCACGCAACGCAUGAAAGCAAUUUUACUACCGGUCAUACAUAUUACGAAAGUUAUUGAUGUUGGCAGAGUCUUGCUUUGGGUGAGCUCUGUUUGCUGGGACACAAAAUAAUAACAAACCCAUUAAGGGAUAUUUUGGCCACGGGAGUGGCCGUUUAUUGAAUUAAAGCAUAUAACGCUGGGAAAACCCGAUACACAAGAACAUUAUCCCAGCAAAGGUGAGGGCACACCCGCCACAGCCCAGAGCAAGGAACGAGUGAAAGGGCCGCCCCACCCGAGGCCAAAGCAAGACGAAAAAAAAAUGUACAAUGGAAAAAGGUGUGCGCCGCCUGAUACGAAAACCCGAAAAACCACAUGGGAAAAAUUGGGAACGUAUCCCCCAACCAAUGCAGUCACACAAAACCUCUGGGGGUUAAAGGUAAGAAAGAUACCACAUUAAAAAUAAAAAAUGUCAAUGUGCGAGAGCUGAGAUGAAUAUACAUGUAUUAUAAUCAUCCAGCCGUGUACAACUUACAACAAUAGAGUCAACUAGCGCCAUAACGGCUCAUGUGUGUUCAUAGCAAUACGACAUUGUAUACAUUCUUUGUCACUGUCACUUACAGCUUAGUUCCACUAGUUUAGUUCAGUGGAGGUUAUGCACGUAAACAUAUAGAAAUAGAAUGGUAAGGCUGUUUACCAAGCCCUGUUUACUGAAAUGGAUAAGUGUAACCAACAGAAAUGUACAAGUUUGAAUGACUGUGAGGGGUGUAUGGCCCUUGCUCACACUGUCAUUGUAUCUGACACAGAUCAAAAAGUGUGAAUCACUUAAGUUAACUAACAGUUUAAAAGUGAAAAUGAAUGAGAUAACUGUAUGGCCCUUGUUCACACAGCCAUCAUAAAUUGCACUUAUUCACUAAGCACUGGACACUAGAUGGGAAUGGAAUGGCCUACAUAAGUCUUGGAUACAGAAGUGGAUUGAUGUAACCAACAGAAACGGGCUACUGUAGCUAGAAUAAAGGAAAUAGCUGCAUAGCCUGUCAGCUCACACGGUCAACUUAUAAUAUCGGCCUCACUAAUGCCACAUCAAUACUAAGCUGUUAAAAAGCUGUAAAGUUAAACCAGGUUGAAAUGAUUAGAAGUGAAAAUUAAUUGAUAAGAUGGCUGUAUGGCCCCUGCUCACACAGUCACCAUGAAUAUAAAUGAUAACAAUGUAGGCUGAAUGGUCAUAGCUCAGUGACAUAAUGAAAUGAUUUAAUUUGAAAAACAGUGAUCUGGCUGUAUAGCCCCUGCUCCCACGGUCACACUGAAUUAUACAUAUCAAAAAGCUAAAAUGGCUCGUUAAUGUAACUGAUUAAAAUUAAAUCGGUAAGAUGGCUGUAUGGUCCCUGCUCACACAGUAAACAUGAAUUUAAAUAAUAACAAUUUACUCUAAAUUGUCAUAGCUCAGUGGCAUAAUGGACAGAUUAAAUUUGGAAAUCUGUGAUAUGGCUGUAAGGCCCCUGCUCACACAGUCAUGCAGAAUUAUACUUAUCAAAAGUCUGAAAUAGCUCACUGAUGUAGCUGAUUAAAAUAAAUCUGUGAGAUGGCUGUAUGGCCCCUGCUCACACAGUCACCUUGACUGAUACCAAUAAAAAGUCUGAGGUAACUCAUUGAUGUAACUGAUUCAAAUGAAAAUCUGUGAGAUGGCUGUAUGGCCCCUGUUCACACAGUCACCUUGAAACUAUACGAUAAGCAGAAAUCACCUAGGAAACUAACAGGUGAAUAAAGUGACAAAUACUGUAAGAUGGCCGAAUGAGCCUGACUCAUGUGGUGAGAAUUCUACAUAUCACAAUGUCACUGCCCACAUGUCCUGCACAUAAGUAUCAAAUGACAUUCAUGUCGUAUACACUUGAGCUACAUAUAUACCCAAUCACAAUGCCCAGCAAGCUAAAGUUGCCUGAGGAAAGUUUUGCCCAAGUAGAUGUACAUGUAGAUGCCACAUGCCAAGGGAUGCAGCAGCUGCUCUUGAGUAGCCCGGCACUAGAGAUGCAACUCCUGGAAAACUGAUCAGCAGAAUGUGUACAAUUCUUUGGAACAUUUCUGGCAUACUAUGUUGAACUGAAUUGAGGAACCAAAGAGAAUGCAGAGCUAUUGACUUUCUUAAGAGAGAUGCCAAGGGAAAGCUGAAGAUGGUUGGAUAAAGCCGGUUGGUACUCUGCCCAAGACUGGUUUCAUUGAAAAGGUGACGAAAGGGAGCUGCAUGUGUAUACCUUAGCACCUGCAAUAAAAUGAAAAAAACUAUAAAAACAACUUCUUUAAAAAGCCAGAAUGUGCUACCAUUAAAGAACAAUUGUGAAACCAAUUAAUAAAUCAAUCAGGAUCUCCCAAACAAAACGAAUUAACAGUAAAUUCCUCCAAAACAACAAAGCUAAAAGCAGUGAUGUGACGUGGAGAGUAGAGCAUAAAAAACGCAUAACAGUGUCCCAUCACAAUAAACACAGGACUGUAAUGUCCACACAUAUCAAAACAGGGGAGCCAACAAAACCGGAGAUUAAAAUUAAUCUAGCUGCAUGUAAACCAAAAUAACGGAUUGCACGAAUAAGUACUAAAAAAUAGACAUAAAAGGUGAAAAAUUUGAAUACAAAUUCAAACCAAAUAAUAUUGGCAUCUGGUUACCCUAGACAAAAAUAUAAACAAACAGAACCACACACAUAUCACUGCAAACAAAUCAAAUAAGCAGUACAAACAAAGUAACAGAGGCCUACAACAAUGAGGACCAAAGCCUCAAACUGAGGAACAUAGCCUCAAUAUAAAACAAUGAGGACAAAGCCUCAAUAUAAAACAUGAGGACAAAGCCUCAAAAUAAAAUAUGAGGACGAAGCCUCAAUAUAAAAAAAUGAGGACGAAGCCUCAAUAUAAAAUAUGAGGACAAAGGCUCAAAAUAAACAUGAGGACAAAACCUCAAAAUAAAAUAUGAGGACAAAGCCUCAAUAUAAAAGAUGAGGACAAAGCCUCAAAAUAAAAUAUGAGGACGAAGCCUCAAUAUAAAAUAUGAGGACAAAGCCUCAAAAUAAACAUGAGGACACAACCUCAACAAAAUGUGGACAAUGCCUAAAUACAAGUGGAGGAACAAAACCUCACACUGAAAAAACGGCCCAGAAGUAAGCACUGGCAGACAGAAUGUCGCCGACAGCGAGUAAAGGAAAACAACAGAACACAACGAUACACAAUGCAACAGGGUAAAAACACAAUAUGCAGACAAAACUGACAUAUGAACAGCAAACGAUAAACCCGAUAUGCUGACACAGUACACUGUACCUAUGAGGUAACUUUGUUAGAAUGGUUGCAAGGUAAUUUGACAUAUGAACAGCAAACGAUAAACCCGAUAUGCUGAUACAGUACAUUGUACCUCUGAGGUAACUUUGUUAGAAUGGUUGCAAGGUAAUUUCUAAAACCUUGUUAAAGUGUGGAAGGUAUGGUGCAUGCACGUUUUAGCCUGUAGGGUUUAAUAACGCAUCGUUUUGUUUGGCUUUGUUUUGUUGUUGUUGUUGUUGUUUUUUGAUAAUACUGUAAUUUUAAUUGUAGCUGAGUGCACAGGUCAAAAAUGCUCAAAUACUCAAAAUAAUUAUGAAUAAGUAAAGUGUCUUUCCAACUCAUAAAACAGCUAAGAUCAUAAACAAAGAGACCCAGCUCCAGGCUCGUAUGAAUAAAAAUUUCAACUGAAGAUCGGGCGAGUGUUACUGAUUUCAAAUAUAGCGCCAGUUGGCACCAGCGAUACAAGUAGCUGAAGGAACACGAGGCACAACCAGUCUGAGGGACAACGAAGUGCUACGGACACCGAACGGACUAGCAUACACGCCAGUGUAACUGAAAACAUUAAAAAUUAAUGGUCGAUUGGAUGUAGAAUUCGAAGUUACCAAUAAACAAUGGCAUUUCAUUAGCAUAAACGACCGUAACGUGUAUGAAUUCCCGCAAUCAACAAGACGAUCAUGUGCACGAACAUGACUGCGGACAUCAAUACAGCACCGAGAGUAAGCGGUGAGCCAUCGGGCAAUGAAUCUAGUACUUAUCUCAAAGAAGAGGUGAUGCUCGGUAGGUAAGACCUAAGAAGAGCAAAAGAGACUGAUAAAUCGCAAGCAUCCUGCAUCUAAAUCUGGUCGCCAUCAAAGAUGUUUCUCACUGUCUUGUAAUGCGAGGAAGGAGGCCUUGUGCCUCACUUCUGAGACUUACAAUACCCGUGACAUAAAUGACAUUUUCGUGACAAAUCACCCGGAUGACAGGAAACCCUCCUUUGCUGGUAGCUGAAGAAAUACAAUAAUGAUUAGUCACAUUCAGCAUAAAACCAUUUAUUUCAGAAAUAAAUAUCAUUUAUUCCUCGAGUAAUUAAAGACUAAACUCGAAGUGAUCUCAAGAUAUCGCGAAGUAGUCCGGUCUCAUUUCGUGAAAUAGUUGAAACAAGCCGAAAAGUCACGAACUUGCACGCCCAAUCUUGUCCCGACACUAGUGCAUCAUUUCAUAACUAUUUUUUUGGGGGGGUCGCAGUAGCGCAUUCGGCUAAUCCCUCAACUUAAGAGUCUCCUCUGAUCUGACGGGUCACACAGGUGAGUCGGUUCAAACCCCGGGAAAGCCAAAAUAAUAAUUCUUUCUCCUUCGAAAAAGUUAAAGAAUAAAUCAAAGAAAUCAAAGUGAUCUCGAGAUAUCUCGAACUAAUUCGGCUCUCACUUCGUCAAAUAGCCGAAUAGAACCGAAAACCUACAGACUUUGCUUGCCCAAUCUUGUCCAAAAAAUGCAACUUUGAUACAUUCCUGAGCGUCGCGAAUCCUUUACUUCGCGCUCCGCCGAAGUAACAAAAUCGCUGUCGUAAAAAUGGGUGUUUAGCCUGCGUAGCAAGCGUUUCCGUUUGGUUUCGGAGCAAAACAAGAUCGUGGAAGGGGACUUUCGGUUUUGACCGCGCGAGAAAUGAAACGAGAACCAAAAAAUGAAAGGGAGUAAAAACUCUUUGAAAAUACAAGAAUAUCCUAGUGUUGAUUAGUUUGAAGGUAAGAAAAGACUACAUGCUGUUUGAAAAGCGUGAUUUAUUGUGAAGUGAGUAAAUGUAGCUGACUUUUUAUACAUACGCUCAUGUUUACUACUACCGGGCAAAAUUAACGAGGCUGCCUUGUCACUGUUUUGUGAACUCGGGAUUUCGCGCGCAAUACUUAGUAUUGAGGAAAUCUCGUCCUCGUAGUCGUACUCGUCUUAGAAUCUAAAGGUCUCUAAUGUUUAUUUUAUUGGUAGCUAUGGUGACAAGACUCCAAAAUCCAUACUUGCUCGGGCAUAUGCUUCGCUGUGGAUGAUCGUCGGAUUGAUGUUAAUGUCACUCAUUACUGCCCAGGUCUCCUCGAUCAUCACCUCUGAAAACCUGCGCUCCUUGGAUGAAGAGUUUGGCAAAAAGGUACACUAG
Porites evermanni is the source of this 19614-nucleotide messenger RNA. Lineage: Eukaryota; Metazoa; Cnidaria; Anthozoa; Scleractinia; Poritidae. The record is from the annotation of a GenBank genome assembly.